This is a messenger RNA of Sebastes umbrosus (honeycomb rockfish), 2292 nucleotides long. RefSeq names its product angiopoietin-related protein 7. NCBI's taxonomy places the organism in Eukaryota, Metazoa, Chordata, Actinopteri, Perciformes, Sebastidae. The transcript is spliced from 9 exons. The record is from RefSeq and is a predicted model, not a curated record. Bases 244 to 1548 code for a protein of 434 amino acids.
GAGAGACAGAAGAGCAUGAAGCACACAGAGUGAGAGAGAGAGAGAGCAAUACAGGAGGAGAUAUAGAGAAGGAGAAGAAGAAAAUGGAGAGAACCCCUCGGCCUGAAAUGGGCCGGGAAUGGGGUAGAGGAUGGUCUGUAACUGGGGGAGAGCCAGCAGAGCCUCACAUGGUGAAGCACACACUCCCGUGUCCCGUCCUCGCUCUCACUGACCAGGCAGGGACAGACUAACCGGGCGGCAGCGAUGUCUCUCCUGUCUUUAACCAACCCUCCCGGCUGGAGCGUGUGCUCUGCUCUCUGCAUCCUCAUCGUGUUGCUCCCAGAGGCCAAAGCAAACGACCUGAACACCACCACUCAGCGCAAUGGCGGGGGAUCCCAGUGCGGGGAGUACACUAACCAGGUCAUGGAGGACGGGAUGUGUCGGCUGGUGGCCACGCUGCCUCAACUGGACGAGCAGAAGUGCCCGGAUAUGUUUCGCUGCACGGACGAGGUCUCCUACUGGCUGCACGAGAACGAGGAGAGGAAGCAGCAGAUCGUGGCCCUGAAGGAGACCAUCUCUGAGCUGCAGGAGGAGCUGAGGAACCACCGGCACCGCAUCAAAGUCCUGGAGCUGCAGAAUGAAGAAAGGACCCACCUGAAUAUCUCCCUGGAGCAGCGUUUUCAUGAGUUGGAGCAUCACUACACUGAAGCCACCACUCUGCUGCAUCUACAGGGCACUCUGAUCCUUGACCUCCAGAACCACCUCCAUAAUCUGACACUUUCGAUGGAUAAAGUCAAAAGCAGCCCCGGGUGCAUGAUCAACAUCGUCCGUCCCAACCCGCUGAUGAGUGCUCAAGAAGCUCUGCACCCAGAGAUUCAGCAUGUGAGAAACUGUCCCAUAGACUGUGCUUCCAUCUACUACAAUGGAGUGAGGAGAUCAGGCCUCUACACGGUGGUGCCAUCACUGGCCGGCAUGCCUGUGGAGGUCUAUUGUGAUAUGGACACAGACGGUGGUGGCUGGACCGUGAUCCAGCGUCGUGCUGACGGCUCACUGAGCUUCGACCGCACCUGGAGGGACUACAUGGACGGCUUCGGUGACCUGCACUCAGAGUUCUGGCUGGGCAAUAACCACAUACAUGACCUGAGCACCCAGGGAGACUACAGCCUGCGCAUCGACCUGGAGGACUGGAGCAACAAGCACAAACAUGCCAUCUACCAGAGCUUCAGUGUGGAAGAUGAAGAGCAUCAGUACCGUCUCCAUGUGUCAGGCUUCAGCGGGACGGUGCAGGAUUCUUUCAGCUGGUACCACGACAAACAGGGCUUCAGCACCCCAGACAGUGGCAACAUCUGCGCUGAGAUCUCACACGGUGGCUGGUGGUACAACCAGUGCUUCUACGCCAACCUUAACGGAGUCUACUACCGGGGAGGUCACUACACCCCUAAAGGCCGGGGGCCGCUGGGUCCUGAUGGGAUCGUUUGGUACUCCUGGAAAGACUCGGACUAUUACUCCCUACGCAAAGUCACCAUGAUGAUCCGACCACGCUCUUUCCGAACCCGUCUGUCACCAUGACCCACUGUCACCAUGACAACAGGAACAAUCCGGGCAGUAUAGGGGUCACACCGGCAUCUCAGUGACGCCGUGGUGAUGAUGACAUUUUACUGACAGAGCUCAUCAAGAAGGAACUGAACGUCAACAACAAUGGCCUUCUGCUAUUUUUGAACCACUGUUUGUGCAAAUGUGGCUGGUGUGCUCGAUAGCCUCAAAACCGUGGACUCAUUUUCUGCUGCAUAUUUUUUUUUUUUUUAAAACAAACUUUAUACUGCGGAGUUCUUUUUGGGACAUUUUUCAUUCAGUCACAUGGAAGUGAGUUCUUCCUUAUUUUCUACUUCUAUUUUGUACCUUUAGUUUGAUACUUUGACACACUAUUAGCAGCCAAAAAAAAGGUACAUUUGUACAGUGUGUUGACAGAGGAGGCUUGUGCAACUAAACAGGAAGACUGUUUAUUGAACGAUCUGCAUAUGGUGUGUGCUUAUCUUAUUGCAUAUACGAUUACUCUAUUAUCUAACUUUAUUCAUUUUGAAUUGCAGCCAACUAUGAGUUUAAUCUAUUGUGUAAAAAUAUUUGUCGAAAUAAAAAGGGUUUUAAUACUAUAACAAGUCAGGACACCGGAUUAUAUUAGAUCUAAUAACCCUUUGAUUUGAUAAGUGCUACUGUCUCACAGUAUAGGGUAAGGCAGAGAUGGUGUGCUAUAUGAGGACAGUGUAUAAAUACAUACUGUAUGGAUUGUACAAUAAACACUAUAUAUACACAAAA